Molecule: messenger RNA, 1119 nt
Organism: Volvox carteri f. nagariensis
Lineage: Eukaryota; Viridiplantae; Chlorophyta; Chlorophyceae; Chlamydomonadales; Volvocaceae
Exons: 9
Coding region: 1-1119 (372 amino acids)
Biological process (GO): carbohydrate metabolic process
Molecular function (GO): hexosyltransferase activity
Source: RefSeq, a predicted model, not a curated record
AUGAGCACCAAUUUUCGAAGGACUGCACUGGGUGCUUGCACCACGGUGGCCGCUGUCUACGCGGCUGCAUUUACGGCAGUACGGGCGGUGUUCCUGGGGGAGUCACGAGGACCUGAGCUGCACGUCGUACCGCAGUGCGGCUUCAAGCUGUAUUGCAUCUCCUCGGUGAGCUUGCAGCGCCCCCUGAAGAGCGUCAGCAACGCGCUGAACAUAUUCAGGUUCCCCCUGUGCGUGGCCCACAGCGCCUGGGCCCUGGUACGGGCCGGGCCCCAUGUGCUGGUGGGUACAGGGGGCAAGGUGUCCGUACCGGCAUGCGUGGCCGCGGCCGCACUGGGUAUACCACUGGUCUUGUACGAGCCCAACGCCCAGGCCGGGGCUGCCAACCAGGCCCUGCACGUCAUCGCACGACAGACACUGUUGGCGUACGACAGCGCGGCAGCAGGGCUGCGUUACAAGGAUAGGUGUGUGGUGGUGGGUCCUGCGGUGCGGAGCGAUGUGCUUGACUGUGUGUGGGGCGGCCAGGGGGCCGUCAGGCGGCGGCGGCGGAAGGCGCGGGCGGCGCUGGGGGUGACCGGUCGGGGCACCCGGUUACUGCUGGUGCUGGGUGGCUCCGGGGGCUGCGGGUACUUGAACUGUGCGGUCAACAACGCGCUACCGCAGCUGGCUGGGGUACCAGGGUUACACGUCUUGUGGCAGACCGGCGCCAAGCAGUACGUGUCGUACUCUGCUGGAUAUGCGGCCAGCCUGCCAAGCGUCCGCUGCGUACCCUUCCUGCCGGAGCCGGGUUCCGCACUGUUAGCCGCUGACCUGGUGCUGUCACGUGCCGGUGCCUCAACCGUAUCUGAGCUGGGCGCGGUGGGUGUCCCCGCGCUGCUGGUGCCCUCCCCGGCCGUCAGCAACGAGCAGCAGACCGCAAACGCCCGAGUCCUGGUGGACAAAAAUCAGGCGGUGCUAGUGCCGCAGGUGGAGGUGGAUGAGGGCGGUCUCGCCCCGCACCUGCUGCCGCUGCUCACCCCAACAGACGGCAGGCGACUGGCGGGCAUGCGACGGGGGUCAUGUGUGGAUUUGAGCUCACAGCAAAAAACAACAGGUCGCCACAACACAUGCAACAAGCGUUAA